UACCACGUGCUACAUAAGCAAAAGUAAGUAAUCUUAUCGUUUGUAAGCAAGUCAAAAAUAAUCUUGUUAACUAUCCAGAAGGCCUUAAUGUGUUACGGUAAUCUUGUGCUCAGAUCUUAGUGUGCACUGAGAAGUCUUGAGAGAUCACUUGAGUGAGACAGACCUGUUUCGUCUCGUCUCGAGUGUCGCAUCAUCAUUUUUGAAAAGCGUUGCUGGCUUUGAUUGUGCCUAGCAAGCUUAGCUAAGUUUACUUCGUCAUCGAGGACCCGGAUUAUUUAUAUCAGAAGUGUACACUGAGUACAUCCAAACAAAUUUGCUAUUAUAGAAUUACAAGAGGUGUGUGCCACAACAUGUUGAAAACAUUUAAGUGUCUCCAAUGCGAUUCAACCUUUGAUCGUGCUUCACAAUUGGAUUAUCAUCAUCGGAGUUUACAUCUAGGAGAAAGAUCCCAAAUAUGCCAGAUAUGUGGAAAGGGUUUCUUUCGCAAAGCAGACCUGCGCACUCAUUUGAACAUUCAUUUAGGAACAAAUUUUUAUAUUUGUGAGAUCUGUGGGAGGAAGUUUAGUCAUAUAUCGAAUCUUAUAAGACACUGUAGAAUGCAUACAGGAAUUAAACCGUAUUCAUGUUCAAUUUGUGAUAAGAAUUUCACACAAAUGUCUUCAUUAGCAAGGCACAAACAAAUGAUACAUGGGAUAUCAAAGGAAGUUAUGCAGCAGUAUUAUAAUCCUAGUAUUAGCGAUAAAUCACAAAUCAACAGUCAUGGAUUGAAAAAAAACAAGACAAUAGAUAAUAACAUGAAAAAUAGAAUUCUUGAAACAUCUUGUAUAGAGCCAAAAUAUAUUAACCAGAGUACUACUACAGACUCAGAUGUAAAAAAUGAGGUGAUUUCCGAUCAACGCGAUAUUGAUGUGGAUAGCAAAGCGUGUUUAUUCGAGACUAUUAUUUAUGUCACGUCUAAGCAGUUUGGUGAAAGUAAUUUAGCAGAAAAUGAGAGUACAAGUAUAUUGCCGCAAGAUCAUUAUGUCAAAGUUGAGGAAAGACUUGGAUCUACUAAUUUAUCAAUAAAUAAUACUAUUUCAAAUUCUUCUCAAGAUAUAGUCAAUAAUCAUGAACAAAUCCCAUUUAAAGACAGUAUAACUUAUUUACAUCAAUUAGAUAAGAAUAAUUCCACCGUCCUAUCUCAAGAUAGAGAAUUUAAUGCUGAAUCAAAAGUUCAAAAUAAUGAAUACAUUGUGAAAUCAAGCAAUUCACAUAUAUGUAUAUCUCGAGGAACUUGUAAAGAAUCUUCCCUAAGCAACGUCAAAAAAUCGUUAAAUAUGGAAACAAAUUUUCCUAUUUAUAAUUCCAAUGAAGUUUUAAUGGACCAAAAAGUUCUGCGUAAACAAAUAAGCAAAGGGGUUAUUAGUGAAAAUAAAAAAUGUAAUAAAUCAUUAAGUGAUAAUGACAAUCAGUUGUAUAUAGAGCUCUCUAAUUCAGGAAUGUUAAAACUUGAUGAACCUCGGCACUGUAAUAAUAAUAUUAGCUUAACCGGUCUGAAGUCUUGUCAUUCUGAAAAUAAUACUGCUAAUGAAAUAAUAUAUACUUCCAAAUCUGCUAUACAGAAUGCAGAGGAAAAUUUAGAAAAUUUUAGUAAUGCCAAUAACACAGUGUUAAAUAACGAAGAACCAAUGUUGCAUUUAGUACAAACAGAGACUGGUGAGCAAUUUUAUGAAUUCAUAAUAAGCAGUUUAGUAGAAAAAAUGCAGGACACUCCGUGCACAAAGGAUGUGGAAGAUACAAUAGAAUGUCCACCAAAUAUUUUUAGAGAUAGUCAAAAAGUCCAUUCGAAUCUAAAAGGAAGUGAGAAGGUCGAUCAAAUAGAGCAUCAACAAGCUCUGGAUGAUCUUGAAAAAAAUUAUGCUAUCUUAAGCCAUGAUGUAUCUGAACAUUUCAAACAAAAUGUAAAAGAAAAUGAAUGUGUAAGUAAUACGCAAAAGAAAAAUCAGAUCUACAAUUUUGGAAACAUGGAAUUAUUGGAAAACGAAACACAUGUUGAUUUUGAUAAAUACGUCGAAAUUAAUCUUGAAGCGUUUGAAAGACUGAAUUAUGAAAAUUGUAAUGAAAAAUUUUUAGAAUUUGUGGAGGUUGCCGAUAUUGGCACAGAAUCCUCAGGAUACAAGGAACUUUCGAUGGUACGUUUGAUUCAAAAUGAUGGUGAACAGCUGUUGGAACUAUUGCAAGAUUCUCAGGCUGAACAGGAAGUAAAUCAAGAUUUCAUACAAGCUAAUAACUUCAAAGACUGUUCAAACAUUUUGCAAAAUAAUAGUAAAAGAGCUGAUUGUUCUAAAAAUAAAUCAAACUUAUUCACAUGUGUCGAGGAUAAUGUACUAGUAGAGGAAAAUAUGAAUAGUAACAAAGACAUAAAGAAUAUUAAAGAAUAUAUAGACAAUAGCAACCAUACGCCUACAGACGUAACGACUACUAAAAGUGCAAGUAGUAAAAAUAUUAGAGCAUCAGAAGAAUCGAAAAAAUCAAAAAUAAUUUCAAGAAAGUUCCAAUGCUUAGUAUGCAAGAAGGCAUUUUCAACAACAUACAAUUAUAAACAACAUAUUGGAAUACAUUUUACCGAUCAACAAAAGUUUCAUUGUAAAAAUUGUGGAGUGUCCUUCGCUUGGAAAUCUACUUUGAACAAACAUAUUGCAAACAAUCAUACUUCAGAUUCACAAAAGUUUGUCUGCGAGAUUUGUCCGAAAGUCUACAGCACCUUGUCACAAGUAAACGAUCAUGUAAAAAGGGACCAUUUAAAGCAGCGAAAUCAUGUUUGUCUGCAUUGCGGCAAGUCUUUCUUUAAAAAAUACGACCUGAAGACUCACAGUAGAACGCAUACGAACGAACGUCCGUAUGUAUGUCGUGUUUGCGGUAAAAGGUUUCAUCAUCAGAGCCACAUUAUUCGACACGAGCGUACGCAUUCAGGCGAGCGACCAUAUGUUUGCGACAUUUGUCAAAGAACUUUUACACAGCCCAGCUCGCUCAAAGCACAUAAGCAGAAGCAUCAGCAAAUUCGGAUGGAUUUUUUAGAUUAUCAAAUCGAUGAGGAUGAUCCUAUUACAUUAACGACACUAUGAGACAUACAUCUACGAAAUAAAUGUAAAAGGCGAUAUAUAUUUCGUUUGGAGUGAAAAGAAGGCAAUGGAUAUACAGGAUGAUCCAAAAACUCAGAUGUCUUUGACGGAUUCCUUAAUUAAAAGACCAACGGGGGGGCAUCUCACAAUCGAACACAGGCUCACACAAGG
Cyphomyrmex costatus is the source of this 3272-nucleotide messenger RNA. RefSeq lists its product as uncharacterized. Gene Ontology annotation, biological process: regulation of transcription by RNA polymerase II. The record is from RefSeq and is a predicted model, not a curated record. Gene Ontology annotation, molecular function: DNA-binding transcription factor activity, RNA polymerase II-specific. Bases 351 to 3104 code for a protein of 917 amino acids. The transcript has 8 exons. Lineage: Eukaryota; Metazoa; Arthropoda; Insecta; Hymenoptera; Formicidae. Gene Ontology annotation, cellular component: nucleus.